CCGAUACUGACGAGGACCAAGAUGAAGAGUGCUGGUUCGCGCAGAUCUACACGCAGCUAACCGGGGCGAAAAGGGAGAGAGAGAAAACGGGCCGCAAUGACCUCGCGAGGGAUGGCGACCCGAUCCUUCUGCGGGAAAAGGAAGGCGAAAACAGUGCAGGCGAAAAGGUCGGAAAUUUCCCCAAGGAAAUCAACACAGAGCUGCAGAUAUGCAACGCAAACGCAGUGUCUGGGUCUGGAAGCGGAAGGGCGGAGCUUGUGCCGCCUGUCUUGAGUGCGGUUGUUAUAAAAUCAAAAUCUGUAUUGUGUGGCCAGCAUUAGCGCAGCCGCUCCUUCCUUUUUCAUGCAGUUGCAGAAAUGCAGUCUGGUGUAUUUCAUUUGUAUUUGUAAUGUUCGAGAACAAGACCGUCCUCACCUCUUGCUCUAGAAACUUGUCAUGUUUGGCUGCGUGCAGUCGUCGAAAUGUGUCAAGUGUGUCAAUCAUUCCGAGCCCAGUGCCUCAAGUUUCGGGGCCCAGACAUGUUAGUUUGCAUGUGCAUAACAGAAGCUCAGCGAAAUCGAAGGCGUUCGCUUGGCGGGUGUCGUGCGAAAACGAUACCCAUCAGACGACGUCCUGAAGACGGCCAAUCUUCCCG
Molecule: messenger RNA, 634 nt
Organism: Amoebophrya sp. A120
Lineage: Eukaryota; Dinophyceae; Syndiniales; Amoebophryaceae
Source: the annotation of a GenBank genome assembly